Molecule: messenger RNA, 2139 nt
Organism: Linepithema humile (Argentine ant)
Lineage: Eukaryota; Metazoa; Arthropoda; Insecta; Hymenoptera; Formicidae
Product: protein ILRUN
Biological process (GO): macroautophagy
Cellular component (GO): phagophore assembly site
Molecular function (GO): ubiquitin binding
Source: RefSeq, a predicted model, not a curated record
CAGAUAUGCGUGCAUUGUAUAGAGCGUACACAGUCGAACGUCGCACGGAGAAUGACAUUUAAAAUUCACCACUGAGAGCACGACAAUAAGAAGGUAGCGGAAGGAAAGGGUGCGCAAGGAGAGGGUAGCACGUUGGUACGUUGUGAGUAGUCGUCACAUGGAGCAUCCUGAGUAGCCGAGCUAGACGAAAAACAGCAAUCAUGGACCAACUCGACAACGAUCUGGACCAACACUUGCUGCACCAAUUCAGUUGUCUCGGUACUACAGACAAAGACGAUCUGGUGAAGCAGUUGCAGAAGAUGCUGGCAGGCAGCCACCUGAACGAGACCACCGCCGAGUUCUUCCUGGACAUGAACAAUUGGAAUCUGCAAGCAGCAAUUUGCAGCUACAUCGAUUUUGAGUCGCCUUUCAAAACCCCUUGCAUGACAUUAAUAUGCGACAGUACAAUCGGCGAGGGAGAAGCUGUGCCACCCAACACAAACUUUCAGAAAUCAUGGCGUGUACAAAAUAGUGGUACAGAGGCUUGGCCGAGUGGGAUACAUUUGCAGCAUACUAGUGGAAUACCUAUGAGUUGCUUGCGGAUACCAGUUCCGCCGUUGGGUCCAAAAGAGACUACAGAAUUGAGUGUAACACUGACAAGUCCAGCCGAAACCGGUGUCUAUCAAAGUAAAUGGAGAAUGAUGACAUCAAAUGGUAUCUAUUUUGGUGACGUUAUCUGGGUGAUCAUAACAGUAAAUGAAUGCGGAACAUUGGCAGUUACUCAACAGCUGCAUCAUUUAAGUACACAAUCUAACGAUGUACAAAUGUGCUAGCCUUUGACGUACAAAAAUCUCCCCUCCUAAAAAGGAUUUAUGGAAUAUUGCAUAAGGUGUCUCUUAGAUCAUUAGGGAUCGACAGUUAUUUCUAAAUUUUGUAUAGGCCGCUUUUCCACAAUGGAGCUUUCAUUGCUCCUGCACAUCCUAAAAAAAUUGCUAUUGUAUAUUAAAAAUAGCUUUCAACAAUAAAGGAUACCAUAUGAAUUUGGCUAUACAUUUACGCCGAUUAAAAUAUUAAUAAAAUAUGGAAUUAGUUGAAAAAAAUGUAUUUUGAAAAAUAUUUUUGCGACAAAAGUUUUAUUUGCAUCUCUUUAAGUUAGAGAAAUAAUUCUUUGUGUAUAGUGCAAAAGUAAUUAUUUCCAUUGUUUGUUCUUAUUGAAAAGAUGAAGGAUAUCGAAUUUAUACAUAUUAUACGAGAAUUACAUAAUUUUGUUACACUUAGCAACUGCUUGUAUAAGGCCUUUUAUGAUCGUCCAUGCUUGUCGAUCGUACUGCGCGUAAUCGAUUGAAGUUGCGUUUGUGUGAUAUAGAAGCUGAGGGAUAUGCAUGUGAUGAUUUUUACUGGAAAAAAAAGAAAAUGAUCGUGAUGGAUUUGCAUGGACUGCGUGCGAUUGGUAUUGAAGAUAUAUAAUUAAGAUACAUUUAAAAAUAUAAUUUUUAUUAGAAAAUAAAGUCUUAUUAUAUAGGGCUAGGGAAUUACAAGUAUAUAAAAUAUAUUCACUUUCGUCUCCAGUUUAAAAAAAAUUUAAGUUAUUAGAAAUAAUUUUUUACACAUCUAUCUUAAAUCGAAAAAAAAUACUGUAAUUGAAAGUACUACAAUUGAAUCAGGCGCUUGAACACCUGAUUGCAAAUAUAUCCGAUUACUGAUUAUAUGAAUACUGGUUUACAGAAAAUCUAGUAUGUAUGUUGGUUUUUACUUUAAGUACGCCAAAUGAGAAAAUCAACGUCAUUUUAUGAACUACGAAUGUUUUGGCAGUGAAAUGUAAGUUUUACAGUUUACACAAGCAUAAAUCUUCUUCAUUCUUCUUGUAAUAAUAAACGAAGUUAUAUUAUAAAUAUUAUAAAGGAAGUUUUUAAGGCGUGUAGCUCAAACCGCCAUCUUCAUAUGAAUUUUGGAGUGCGGUUUAUAAUCAAUUAAUUCGAAAUCUUCGGCAACAAAGUCAUCAAUACUUUUGACUUCUCUAACUAUUUUUAAUUUUGGAAAUUCUCGUGGUUCACGUUGUAUCUGUUCCUCAAGAGCGCUUACAUGGUUGACAUAGACAUGACAGUCGCCCAUUGUAUGUACAAAUUCUCCUGGCUGAAAAUAAAGGUAGAUAUAACAAGA